AUGCAGUAUGACACCAUAGUGAUAGGGUUGGGAUCUUCUGGAGUGACAGCAGCGUCGACUCUCGCUAAAGCAGGGAGGAAAGUCCUGGGUUUGGAGGCUCAGGGUCGUAUCGGCGGUCGUGUCAACACGGUGCCUUUCGGUGAAGGCGUUGUCGAGCUCGGUGCGGAAGUGAUAAACGGUCAGUACCCCAGCAGGGUGUACGACACUGCAAUCCAGAACAACAUCACCCUGCUCUCUCUUGACCGAACCAUGUAUGUGUAUCAAUCCGACGGGGCCAGAGGCAAUCACGAGCUGGUGAACGAACUGAUAUUGUAUUGCAUGUCUUUGAUAGAAGACACCAACACUGAAGAGGAUUCUUUGGGCGCUUAUAUCACUCGGAAAUUAAAAGACCAUUUGAAAGAGACCCGCCCGGAGUUACUCAAAGACAAAGAUUUCCUCGAGAAUUUCCUGUCCCUCAUGGAACUCCUCGUAGACGACUACAAGGGUGCAAAUAGCUGGAAUGACAUCAGCACGAAAACCAACUACAAGUCGCUAGAAGGUGAACAAUUUUUGAGUUGGCACCGAUACGGUUACAAAACCUUCUUCGAACUGCUGCUGAACACAUAUCAAGGCGGACCGGGCUUAGCGAAUCUAGACAUUAAGCUCAAAACGGAAGUGACUAAAAUCGUCUGGCCGCAGCAACCCUCUGCCCCAGUGGAGGUGACCUGCAGGGAUGGUAAAGUGUACAGAGCCAACAAUGUCAUUGUUACCGUAUCGGUUGGGGUCUUGAAAGAAAGAUACUCAACACUUUUCGACCCUCCUCUGCCGGAAGAGAAAGUGUUAGCCAUACAAAGAUUGCCUAUGGGACUUGUCAACAAAGUAAUUCUAGCAUUCCCCAAGCUUAAGUUGCCGGGAUCUAGCUUCAUCUUUCAAUUUUCAAAGGAAGAAAGAAAUAAGAUGGUCAAAGAGAACGGCUGGUACAUACAUUCCGCGACCGUGCCAAUGGGCUCGAGUAACACCAUAACGAUAUGGUUCUCCGGGGAAAUGGCGAAAUUGGUAGAAACUGUGCCAGCGAAAGUUAUGAAGAGGAAAUCCGUUGAACUCCUUCGGAAGUUCCUUGGCGCCAACGUGACCAUACCCGAGCCGACUGGAAUUAUUAGGUCAAACUGGUACUCGAAUCCGUACACCAGAGGUAGCUACACUUUCGAUAGUGUGAGCUCAAUGAAGUACCCCAACUCUAGGGCGGAUUUGGCCAAACCCCUCCUAGACAGUGCUGGCACACCAAAAGUUCUUUUCGCGGGAGAGGCGCUCGGCUUGACUCACUUUGCGGCUUGCCAUGGCGCUAGUGAGAGUGGCUACAGAGAGGCCAUGAGGAUUUUAUCCUCCAGCAAAAUUUAA
Parnassius mnemosyne (clouded apollo) is the source of this 1377-nucleotide messenger RNA. Lineage: Eukaryota; Metazoa; Arthropoda; Insecta; Lepidoptera; Papilionidae. The record is from the annotation of a GenBank genome assembly.